Porites evermanni is the source of this 2289-nucleotide messenger RNA. The record is from the annotation of a GenBank genome assembly. Lineage: Eukaryota; Metazoa; Cnidaria; Anthozoa; Scleractinia; Poritidae.
AUGGCGGGAUCAUGUGGAUCAUUUCGGCAACUUGAAGACAAGCCAUGUUCUGCGGAAAUCCUUUGUCAGAAAUGGUCACCAAAAAUGGAUUUGCUUGCACUUGUUACAGUCGAGGGGGAAGUGUGGUUACAGAGGCUGUCUUGGAAGAGAGUGUGGUCAAUUUCAGCCUCAGAAGCUGAUGAACGAGCGCUGUCUGUUGCAUGGCGGCCCGAUGGCAAGGUUUUAGCCGUGGCAUUCAACAAUGGUAAAGUUAAACUAUUCAAUAUCGAAAAUGCUGAGUGCGUUCAUGAGACCAAGAUUGAAAUGACGCCAACUUUUACAGAGUGGAUGGAAGAAGCCAAGAACAGUACAGGCGAAGAAACGUUCCUAAACAGUAUCAUCUUUGAAGAAAAAUCAGAGCUCUAUCUUCCCUCACUUUUGCAUUUGCCAAAAUCUACCGGAGCUUUGUUUUCCAAGGAAGCUUCACAAGAAGAAUCAGAUGACCCAAAGAAGCUAAAGACCUUGCCCGAGAAUUUGAGUGUACUGGUGGUUGGCGAUAGCGGUGGCAAAGUGCAUUUGUUCCUUUAUGGAAUUUUCGUCUGUGUUGUUGUAGAUACAUCAGAUUCUAUGCAGAAGCUUCAUUGUGAAUCCCAAGUUAUCAGUGCAAUGGUGUCAAAUGAUCUAAAGGUGCUCUCUGUGAUUGUCAAAUCAAAUAUGUAUGAAUCAGAUAAGAAAGCUGUGUCUUUGUUACUAUAUGAUACCGGACUUCUUUCUGCAAGAUGCAAUGAACUUGCAGUUGUGGCUAAGAAAAUGGGCUUAGUUACUUGCUUGUUGGAGUAUUUUGAUAGUACAUUGCAGUCCAUGUCAGAUGCUUGGGAAGACAUACUCCUUGAGAUGGGCACAAAGUUGACAGAGUUUGCCGCAGAACGCCUGACAGCUGGAUCAAGUGUAAGCAGUGAAUUUCUAACCUUACUCACCCGUGGUGUUACAAGUCCGGAGCUGCAGUCCUUUCUUAUUCAUGAUCUCACAGAGAAAGGGUUAAAAAAGCUAGGGAACAGCAUUGAGAACUCAUAUGCAAGCAUUCAAACUCUGGCAUUAAAGCACUUACAGUGUGUGACUCAGUCUCUAAUGUACCAUGUGACUGAAAUUCAUGGCAUGUCCCUUUGGUACGAGAAGUUUGGUGUACUGGGUCUGUCAGAGUUUGAUCUACAAACAGCUGUGAAAGGCCUUGGUUCAAUCAUGUUGAAAACCCAAGAGCUUGUCCAUGUUAUUGAAUCAAACCUGAAAAGCUUUAAAGCAUUUUUUCAGUGGCUUUAUUACAUCAUCUUGAGCCUUUCUGAUGCUGAAAUUCCAGACUUCUUAAAACAAAGGAGCCAGCAGGACAUAAUGUUAGUGUCCGGUUUUAUUCAAGAUCAACUUGUAGUCAACAGUCAAGGAAAGUUUACACUUGAAAGAGUUGGUCAAUAUUUUGAUCCAAAGCCAUUAUCCGUAAAACCUUCAUUUGGUAACAAUGACUGGACAAAGUUUGUGGAAAGUCAUCCCACCUUGAAGUCCAGUCCUUUGCUGAUUCCGGAUAAUGCAUUUGAAUCUCUGGUCAGCCUCUCUACACAGCUUCAUGAGCACAUCAGAAAAGCCUUUGCAGGUCCAAUAACUGCAGUUAGCAAAUCAGUUUCAUUUUGGAAUUCUUUCUCUCUAUGUGAGAUAAUGGAGGGUGACCUUUCUUCCCUCUGUUUUGCUCAUUCCUCAAUGGGUACACCCAAGUGUUCCCUUGUGGUUUUUCCGGAGAAUGAAAAGUUGUGUAUUCUUUCUUUUGAACCAAAUUGUCCUAAGUUAUCUUUUACCAGAGUUUUUGUUGACCAUCUUCCUUAUGAUUGUGAACCAGUUAAAUACUCUUUUUCUGAUGUGAUGUUUUAUGACUCAGAAUAUUUGUCAGUCCUUCUUGAGAAACAAAGGGUGGACAAACAAGAGGAUGAUGACAAGCAGGACAAAAGCAUUUCAAUAUUGGCCCAAGUUCCUCUUCAAUGGCUUGAACAGAAGGAUUUUCUUGAUGUCACUCAACUCGGACAGAUGUGUCUAAGUGAUCUGCCAGAACCUCCAGCCAUUGAUGUUGGACCAAGAAUUACCCAUUAUCGGAAAUUGACUGCAAUGAGGGCAAAGUCUUUGGCUGUUAGUGGAACUCGCAAGGUUGCUUGUGUAUUGUCUUUAACACGACGGCAUGUACGACUCUUUGAUAUGGUUGCUGAGGAUGAUGAGACAGAAGAUGAUGAAGUUGAGAAUGAAGAUUUGAACAAUUCCUUUGAAGAGCAGUAA